AAGGGCAUUCUAACAUCUAGUUAUGCUGAAAGAAUGAACGUGGGAUGUAUUGUAAUAGUCGAGAUUCUAGUGAACCACCUUGCGAGUCCCUAUGGUAAUGACUUAUCGAGAUCAGUGUGAUAUUACCAAAAUACAUUUGGCAAGCUUUCCAAAAGGUCAUGCUCGGGUAGUUUGCAAGGGCAUUCUAACAUCUAGUUAUGCUGAAAAAAUGGAGGUGGGAUAUAUUGCAAUAGUCGAGAUCCAAGUGAAUCAUCUUGCCAGUCCCUAUGGAAAUGACCUAUCGGGAUCGGUGUAGUAUUACCAAAAUACAUUUGGCAAGCUUUGAAAAAGACCAGGUUCGAGUAGUUUUCGAGGGCAUUCUAACAUCUAGUUAUGCUGAAAAAAUGAAGGUGGGAUGUAUUGCAAUAGUCGAGAUCAAAGUGAAUCAUCGACUCAAUCCCUUUAGAAAAAUGUCGAAAAAUGCGAUGAUGAAUACGGUAGUAGAAUAUCUUGUAUAGCUUAGAUGAAGCCUUGUUGCUAAUUGGAUUUCAAUCAUUUUAUACUCAUUGGAUAGCUCUUUCUUCGUUCUAUCGAAAACCGUAAAGAAACCUCUGGUCCCGUUAGAAUUAACAGAGAAAUACAGCUUGCAAUGAGAAAGAGAACAAGCAAGAAUGGGAUAGAAAACAGUAGGGUCGAUCUAAUUUUGAGACUGUUGUACUCACAAAGUAGAGAGUAAGGAGAAGGUGAUAUAUACAGUUUUGUAGAGCGAACUUUGCUCUAUCAAACGGUAUAUUACUCAAAAAGAUUAUGAUAAUUUACUGUGGAGAUAAUGACCAAAUACUGACAUACGAAGUUUUGCAAGAAAAAUAAAAAUAUUUUUCAAAACCUAUUGAGGGUGCAUUCAGUGUGUCCUUCAUAACUUUUCAAAGGUAAGUCAGAAUGAGCUAAAAUUUUGGAUUUAUAGGUUUCUCACUUUGCUCUUUCAUUUCCAAUCAUAAAAUAUAGGGGUCAAAAUUUUUGAGAGUAUGGCUCUAUUGAAAAAUUCUCGAUCGACUCGUGGACCGUCUCUUAAAUACACAUAAGUUUUUGAACAUAAUUAAAUCUACGAUUGAUAUAAAUUAGUAGCAUAUUAAUUUAUUACUUUAUAAACUUUCUCAUAAAAUUUAAACAUCGGCACCUGCCUUCUCUCCUGUUCCUACUCCAUUUUCACUCUGAUGAGAAAAAGCAUCAACUUUGGAGUUGGAAUUGCCCAUCUCUGAUAUCAACCAUUUCAAAAUACUUACUCUUCAGAUUCUCCUGAACAUAUCCAUCACAUGCGAGCUUACAGAAGACUUCUCAGAACAAGUACUAUAUAAGGAUUACAGCAUGAUCCUCAUAGAAGAUACUCAUUAUUUUUCGAUUUUGACAGAGUAUCUUAUUUAGUCAUCAUGAUUCUCUUCGAGGAUCCUAAUACAAUGGUUUGAAGAUGGUGUUCAUCAAAAGUUAAAAAUAGCAUUUUAGAACACUUUCUUUUCAAAGCCCAUAAAAUCCAUAGAUCCCAAUGUUUGUCACUGGAGAGCUCCGUUCGAAUUGGCAUCCAUCUUUUCAGCAUUUGCAAAAGUAGAAGCCCUCUCAGAUUACAUAGAUUCGCGUGGAAUCCUAUCAACUUUAUUCAGUUUCGUCUGUAUCCAAGCCUUCUCAUGAUCUUACUCAGAGUACAUUACGGUUGUUCUUCGAACAGCUUCACAUAACUUACCAAAAGCCUUAUAAAAUUUCACCGGCAUUCUCUAUGUAAAUACUUAGGAGAUUCUUCGGCAGAUCUACAUUCAUCAUACAGAAAAUCAUGCAUCCUUAAGGUUUCCUAAAAAACAUAGGGAUUAGGUUUGAUAUUUUAUUGUUCAACGAUUCGAUAUUCUUCUCACAAGAUACAGAUAGAAUCUUCUCUGAUGUUCAUAUAAAUGAUCAUUCUGCUAAAAAGAUUCUGAAUUCUUGCAAUUCUGAAAAAAAUCCUCAGAUCCUUAUGUAUUUCUAUCAAAAACUUACAUGGAAUUAGUAUUACUCUUUCUUGGAGAACCUCCUUACAGCAAUCUCCAGGUGUUAUUUUUAUGAUCAAAAACACCUUGGCAAGAACUAGAAAUAACAUAGAUGUAAGAAUCGUUACCAAAUCCUUUUUUCUCAUAGAAAACUAGGAAAAGACUUCUGAAGUUUUAUCUGUGGAAUGAGCAUUCUCAAAGACGAAUGUCGUAUUUGUAGCACUUGCUCCCACGAGAGAUGGGAUCCCUUCGACGACGACGAUUUCUUCUCUUUUUUUUUCAUUUUAGUAAUUCCAAAUAUUCCAGCCGAUGCCCGAUGGAAACAGAAUGGUGUGACUGUUGCUGGAGGUCAUGGACAAGGCAGUGCUGCCAACCAACUCGACCAUCCGUUUGGUCUCUUCGUUGAUGAUGAUCAAACGAUAGUCAUCACUGACUUCCACAAUCAUCGUAUCAUCCAAUGGAAGAUGGGUGAUGCGAAUGGACAAGUAGUAGCUGGUAGCAAUGGGCAAGAAAGUCCAUUGGAUCGAUUGUGUCAUCCAAGCGAUGUGUUGAUCGACAAAGAGACGGAUAGUCUCAUUAUUUGUGAUCAACAUAAUUGGCGAGUCGUACGAUGGUCUCGUCGUAGUGGUACAACGCGAGGAGAAAUCCUCAUCGACAACAUUAGUUGUCGGGGAUUGGCCAUGGAUGAUCAGAGAUAUCUCUACAUCUCUGACUACGACAAACAUGAAGUAAGACGAUAUCAAAUAGGAGACAAGAAUGGAACUAUUGUGGCUGGUGGCAAUGGCAGAGGUGAUGGUCUCAAUCAACUCAGCUGGCCGAACUACAUCUUUGUCAAUCAACAACAGACUGUCUACGUGUCAGACUACCACAAUCACCGUGUAAUGAAAUGGAAUAAAGGUGCAAAAGAAGGAAUUCCGGUCGCUGGAGGUCAAGGCCAAGGGAAUGCUCUGACACAAAUGUCGUCUCCUCAAGGACUGUUCGUCGAUACAUUGGGUACCAUCUAUGUGGCAGACUCGUCGAAUCAUCGAGUGAUGCGUUGGCCUAAAGGAGAGAAACAAGGCACUGUCAUUGUGGGUGGAAAUGGUCAAGGAGAAGGAGCAAAUCAGUUCUACAAUCCGACCGGUGGAUUUAUUACAACAGAAAAGAAUGAAACAAGAUAUAUUCUUCUUGUGAAUAAAAAUUUAUUUAUAUCGACAUAUCUAUUCUAUACACAUCAAGAUCAACAAUUUGUUAUUCAUGUACAAGUAUGUAUUAAUCAAUAA
This is a messenger RNA of Rotaria sordida, 3253 nucleotides long. The record is from the annotation of a GenBank genome assembly. NCBI's taxonomy places the organism in Eukaryota, Metazoa, Rotifera, Eurotatoria, Philodinida, Philodinidae.